AGAUAUUCGUGGCGUCAAAAUGGAUAGACUGACGAGGAAUGGCAUCAGCAUUAAAGAGACAGAUCUGUUGGCCAACACCACUGGCAUCAAGUCAUACGUCGGACAAAUUGAUUAUAGUCUGAGCGCCAAUCUAUUGAUGUGGAGAGUGAUUGAACCGGAAAAUGCAUUAUAUGUUAUGCCUAUUCAGCACAGUGCUGAGAAUGUGUUGGGAAUCAAGAGGAAGAGCCUGUUGUUGAGGCUGAAUAAGUCGGCGUCAAUCCGGCUGUCAAUCGAUUGGAUCCAUAAUCUGGUCUUUUAUAAUAUUGAAGACAAGAUCAUUGCGUUUAAUUUGACUCAACCAUUGUAUGGCUAUAUUGUGAUCAACGAAAUGAUCUUCAAUACGAUCCUCGAUUUGGCGGUCAAUCCCAUGGAUUCGCUGCUCUUUUGGAGCGUAUCUGACAAUAGUAUUAACAGAAGGGGAAGAAUAAUGAGGGCAUCGGAGGACGGAUCCAAUCAGACGGUUCUCAUAGACACCGACCUGAGAGAGCCCAUCGCUUUGGCCGUCGAUCUGGAGCUGAAGAGACUGUAUUGGAUCGAUAGACUGCUCUUUCAGUUUUAUUCCGUCGAUUUCAAUGGCAAUGAUAUGAAGAGUAUUUUAAAAUCGCACCAAUUAUUCAAAUUGUCUUAUUAUAUGACAAUAUUUGGUGAUGACAUCUAUUGGUCCAACUAUUUUCACAGCGCUAUCCUUAAGACCAAUAAGUUUGGUCUCAACGGAACUCAAAUCAAUUAUCUCAUCAAAACAGAGUCCGGCGCUGACAUCGAGUCCAUUGCGAUCAUUGAUCCCUCUCUUCAGCCCUUUUCCACAAACAGAUGCUUUCAAUCCAAAUGUUCACAUCUCUGUCUACCUAUCAAUCAAAGACAAUACCAUUGCGUUUGUCCACAGAUUAACUUCAAUACUCGUCUCUAUCCUAAUAUCAAUUGUAUAGAAUCUAUUCACACAAUUAGCGAAAGAUCAGAGUCUGAAUUGUAUUACAAUCUUAACGGCAAUUACAUUAUAUACGAAAUGAUUGGCUCUUAUUAUAUCAGACCGUAUGAGAAGCACAGGCCCAACGUCUACGGCCUGACCACUGAUCACAAACUGCCCAACACUUUACGGGCCAACUCGAAGAUAUGCAUCGAUUGGAUCCAUGACUUGUUCUAUUGGAUCAAAGACAAGAAGCAGAUCGUGGUGUCUGACUUCGAUGGACUCAAUCAUCCCAUCACUUUCGCCAACAAGAUAUAUGAAUCCAUAACAACGAUGGCAGUGAAUCCCAUCGAUUCACUCGUCUUGUGGAUUGAGUUUGACAUCCAAUACAACGAAUAUCUUCUGCAGAGGACAUCUCAAGACGGAUCCAACAUUACACAGAUCUACACGUUUAAGACACACAUCAAGUGUCUUGAGUUUGACUAUCCAUACAAACGUAUCUACUAUUUGACAGCAUUUGAGUUGUGCUCAAUUGAAUACGACGGCACCGAUAUUCAAUUGUGCUCAAUUGAAUACGACGGCACCGGUAGGCGAGUGCUCGUCGCGGACGCGGAUUCAAUGUUUCAAAUGCAAGUCUUCAACCAAAACGUCUAUUGGAUUGAGUACUCAAGCGAUCAGAUAUUCAGAAGUAAUUUAUCGCAGCCGUCGGCCGCUCACCAAAUGGUAACGUUUAACACAAUAAUUAAUAGGUUUAAUAUUGUGGACAAUUUGCGUCAACCCGGCGACGGCUUCAACCGAUGCCUUCGCGCCAAUUGCUCUGACUUGUGUCUGCCCGUCGACGCCGACCACUACCGCUGUGUCUGUCGGCAAACAAAUUGUACGGACAAUCAGAACAAACAAUGGGCUCACGAGGUAUACGUUGACCACACGCUGACCACAACUACCACCACAACAGAGUCCUCA
Medioppia subpectinata is the source of this 1906-nucleotide messenger RNA. The record is from the annotation of a GenBank genome assembly. Lineage: Eukaryota; Metazoa; Arthropoda; Arachnida; Sarcoptiformes; Oppiidae.